Molecule: messenger RNA, 768 nt
Organism: Penicillium pulvis
Lineage: Eukaryota; Fungi; Ascomycota; Eurotiomycetes; Eurotiales; Aspergillaceae
Product: alpha/beta hydrolase
Exons: 1
Coding region: 1-768 (255 amino acids)
Source: RefSeq, a predicted model, not a curated record
AUGUCUGCUUCCAAGCCCGACAUUGUCAUUGUCAGCGGUGCCUGGCAUCUUCCAGCGGCCUACGACAAGCUUCGCAAGCUUCUCGAAUCCCAAGGUCUCACCGUCCAUGUCCCUCGCCUGCUGACCGUAAACAACGCAAGGCCCCCGAUCGCGGAUCUAUACACAGACGUUGAGAUCGUCGACAAGGUUGUGACCGAACUGGCCGAUGCCGGCCGAUCUGUUGUUGUUCUCAUGCACUCGUAUGGGGGCCAAGUCGGUACCAAUGGGCUCGUCGGCCUGGGACUCGAAGCCCGCAAGCAGCAGGGCUUACCUGGUGGUGUGGCACGACUUAUCUACAUGUCUGGUGCGGCUAACAAGGAGGGCCAAUCCAUGAUGGAUCUCAUUGAGGAGCUUGGUGACAUGAACUUGGUGCCCCUCGCAUUCGAUAUCCCAGAAGACAAAAGCUGUGUCUCUCGCGACCCAAAAACUUUGCUGGUGGGUCCGGGUCUUUCAGAUGAAGACAUGGAAGAUUACCUGGGAUGUUGGGAGCGUUUCAACGGUAAAGCUAUGUACCAGCCCUUGACGCACUGUUCCUGGCGCGAGAUCCCCAUCACGUAUAUCUUUACGACCGAUGAUAUGACGUUUCCUAUGAGAUACCAAAAUCAUAUGGUGGGGGGAAUGGAGGCGGCGGGCCGUGAAGUACAGAAAUUCACGCUGGAGACGGGUCACUGUCCUAACAUUACCCAACCGGAGGAACUCGCGAAAGUUAUUGAACAGAUUCUGGCUUAG